UCACCCCACCCAAAAAAAACACCAAUGAUUUUAAUUCAUUCACAUUAUUAAGAACAAUAUCCAAAUGGGUCGUCUUGAACACCAUUGAAGAGGGUCCUUUAUUACAUUCAAAAAAAAAAAAAAGGAAAAACCAUACCAAGUACCGUAUAAUCAUAUAAGACAAAGAAGUUUUCUUUUUGUUUCAUGUAUUAGUAUUAAAUUCAUUUUUGUUAAUAUAAUAUUGUUUUCUUGUCAAAUUUUCAAGAUCCCAAACGCAAGUUUCUUAUAGAUAAAAAAUUCAAGUUCCAUUGAUAGACGGGUAGGUAGAAAAUUUGGACGCAAAAACACUUCCUACAAUCCCUUUGCUGUAUCGUGUAACUCCAACCAUCUUUCACAAUAUAAAGUAGUCUCUUCUGUUAUCACGACAAGGUGCUGAUGAGUCAGGACGGCUGAUCACCAGGAUUUGCUCCAACUGUUUUUCAGUUCUUCAGGGUUUCAGUACUUAUCAAUCUUUCUUUGGACUCUGAGAAAGAGCAGCAGAAAUGGCUGUAGGAGUUUUCAGCGUUGACGGACCUGUCAGCGGCUUCAAUGGCAAGAUCACAGUUUCGGUGGUGGUCACCUGCAUCGUUGCUGCGUCAAGCGGCCUCAUAUUUGGCUAUGACAUAGGAAUUUCAGGAGGUGUGACAACUAUGCAACCAUUUCUUAAGAAAUUUUUCCCAUCAGUGUUAAGAAAAGCAGCGGAGGCUAAAACAAAUAUCUAUUGUGUGUAUGAUAGUCAAGUUUUAACGUCAUUUACUUCUUCACUCUACAUCGCUGGUUUGGCUGCAUCACUGGUUGCUGGCCGCCUCACCGCGGCAAUUGGUCGAAGAAACACGAUGGUUUUAGGUGGCCUCACCUUCCUUGCUGGUGCUGCCAUUAAUGGUGGCGCCGCUAAUGUUGUCAUGCUUAUCUUAGGCCGUAUCUUGCUUGGAUUUGGAGUUGGUUUCACCAAUCAGGCAACUCCUGUAUACCUCUCCGAAGUGGCACCACCAAAAUGGCGAGGUGCUUUCAACACAGGCUUCCAAUUCUUCAUAGGCAUUGGGGUGGUGGCAGCAAACUGCAUAAACUUUGGUACUGCUAAACGCAGUUGGGGUUGGCGCCUCUCUCUUGGCCUCGCCAUGGUACCCGCUGCCAUUAUGACAAUAGGCGCACUCCUCAUUUCGGACACUCCCAGCAGUCUAAUAGAACGAGGCAAAGUGGAGCAAGCCCGACAAUCACUUCGGAAAGUCCGAGGGAAAGAUUGUGAUGUGGAAGCGGAGCUUGCUGAGCUUAAAAGGGCCAGUGAUGUAGCCAAAGAAGCAAAACGAGAACCCUUUGUGACAAUAUUUGAGAGGCAAUAUAGGCCUCACCUGGUCAUGUCAAUUGCCAUACCAUUUUUUCAACAGGUUACCGGGAUUAACAUCAUUGCAUUCUAUGCACCGAUUCUGUUCCAAUCAGUGGGCUUUGGAAAUGAUUCAGCUUUGAUAGCAGCUAUCAUACUGGGUUUAGUUAAUCUUGCGUCAAUCCUUGUGUCUACCGGUGUAGUUGAUCGGUUUGGUCGGAGGUUUUUAUUCAUGGAAGGAGGAAUUCAAAUGUUUGUCUGUCAGAUCGCGGUAGCAAUCGUGCUAGCAGUUACAACAGGGGUUUCAGGCACCAAGGAAAUAAGCAAGGAAUAUGCCAUAUUGGUACUGGUUCUAAUGUGCAUCUACGCAGCUGGGUUUGGUUGGUCUUGGGGGCCUCUCAGCUGGCUCAUUCCAAGUGAAAUAUUCCCCAUCAACAUUCGACCCACGGGCCAAAGCAUCAGCGUUGCGGUCAACUUUGCAACCACCUUUGUGCUGUCCCAAACCUUCUUAACUAUGCUUUGCCACUUCAAAUAUGGCACCUUCUUGUUCUACGCUGCUUGGAUCGCGUUGAUGACCAUUUUUGUCGCCCUCUUCUUGCCCGAAACAAAAGGAAUUCCUCUGGACUCCAUGAAUUUAGUUUGGGAGAAGCACUGGUAUUGGCGUCGGUUUGUUUGUGGUUAAUGCUAGGCACAUUAUCAUUUGAGGCAAUAUUGCUGGAAUAUUGACAACGUCCUUUUCAUUUAGAUGUUUAAUACUUAAAUAUGGUGUCAUUUCAUACUCGUUCAUGGUUUAUAUACAACAACACGCAUGAAUUAGUAUUAAUAUUGAAUGAUAUUUGUAUGAAGUCUCAUCAUCAAUCAAUCAGAAACAUGUGAUACUGGCCACAUAGUGAAUGCCGCCCGAUCAAUGUUGACGCCUUAUAUUGCA
Molecule: messenger RNA, 2267 nt
Organism: Durio zibethinus
Lineage: Eukaryota; Viridiplantae; Streptophyta; Magnoliopsida; Malvales; Malvaceae
Product: Major facilitator superfamily protein
Biological process (GO): monosaccharide transmembrane transport
Cellular component (GO): membrane
Molecular function (GO): monosaccharide transmembrane transporter activity
Source: RefSeq, a predicted model, not a curated record